This is a messenger RNA of Prunus armeniaca (apricot), 333 nucleotides long. Lineage: Eukaryota; Viridiplantae; Streptophyta; Magnoliopsida; Rosales; Rosaceae. The record is from the annotation of a GenBank genome assembly.
AUGAAGCUCUGGGCCACCAAUGAGGUUCGCGCCAAGUCCAAGUUCUGGUAUUUCCUGAGGAAGCUGAAGAAGGUCAAGAAGAGCAAUGGCCAAGUGCUUGCCAUUAAUGAGGAGGCUGCGUCAGAGGCAUCCCCUCGAAAUGACCGGCUGAUUUGGAGAUGUGACAUGAAGCAGAAACAGGGAAGGAAAUCUCAUAUGAAAUGGGUAUUUUAUGUUGGAGUGAUAGGACUUUUGGUUAAAUCCCAAGGAGGGAAUGCAUUCUUUGCCAUGGUUCCCGGACAGGUCUUCUUGGCUUCCCUUGAUGCUAUCAGUAAGUUGAUUAGGGUUCUAUAA